UUCAUCAAAGAAGAAGUAGUAGUAAACAGAAGUAAACAGUGACCAAUAACCAUUUCCACGUUAGCGGUUUUAUUGUUAUUUAGAAAUGUAUUAACACCAUGGAACUCAAAAUAUGACUAAUUUAACAGCACAGCAUUACAUACUUACAUCAGGUAGUUUUUAAAUCGCGUUGGAGACAGGACUUGGUUGAUAGAUGUUAUUUAACUAGCUAGGUAGCCGCUAACAAUAAUGGCUAACUGUAUGGUUUUUCACACUCAAAUAGCCUCCAUCAUGGAGGUGUUAGCGAAUGCAGCCGUGGCAGAGAUCUGUAAACUCGUAGACGACGACUAUGCAGUGUUCCGUUUGGAAAUGUCUCAAAGCCAGAAAGAAAACAGGGGAUUGCGGAGGAAACUACAGCUAUUGGAACUAAAGGUGGCACGGGAGCGCGUCCUCGCCAGUCGUCCCAGUAGUGUCAAGAUCCUCGACCGAUACAGAGGAAUGGCAAGAGGUGAAGCACAUCUCACUGGAGGCCAUAGGAGCUUUGUGAAGCCAGCAGAACACAACACAUGGAGAGAUGACCAACCAAUCACUGUUGAUGAGGGGAGUGGAACCUCAACCCAGCACGUUAUUGUGAUAGAGUCUGCAGAGGCUGCAGGUCCUGGAGUCAAGCAAGAGAGAUCUGAAGGAGAGAAGGACCCACGGCACAGCAGAGACAUCCAGACUGAAACAGUGGCUGUAGCCCCGGAGGACCUUCCCGCCGCGCCCCAGGCCAGGACCAGACACAGCAUCUUGGAGGAGGAGGGUCCAGAGGUGCUGCUGGUGAAGGAGGAUGGUUGUGAGGAGGGUCUGGGGAACACUGAGGGGAACAUGGUCAUGGAGGACAACCAGACUACACCUCCUCCUGAACCCACAGAGGAACCAGCUGAGCUGCACAGGACCACACACAGUCUCACUGAGUCAGUAGACAUGGAGGAUGGGAAGCCUGAUCUGCUGCUGGUCAAAGAGGAGACAAUAGAAGACGAACCAGAGAGCAUUGACCUGAGUGGCCUAAAGAUGGGGGAGCAAGGUGGUUGGCUGGAGGCUAACAGAGGAGACUGGGCGGCCGUCUUAGAUUUCCAGAUCCAGACGGGUGCAGGCAAGGGCCCAGGGGACAACAUUACAGAGCAGCCCAGGACCAGAGGUGACAUAGUGGAGUCUGCAGUCCAUGAGGACCAGCUGAUGUCUGAUGUUGCUGACGGAAGAGACUGGACAUCUGAGGUGGGUGGUCACAAACCCUGGCCCCGGAUCAAAACCCUGGAUCUGGAGCCAUCACUCUUCCUUCCUGAGUCAGAACUAGGACCCAACCGUGAGGGACAGGGACUCCACCACAACCACUACACAGAACACAACCAGUGGACAGGUGGACUGAACCACCUCAGUCCUGUUGGUCAUCAGAGAAACAGAGGCUCCAGUCAGGGAUCCAGUCUUCAGUCUGGGGCUGAUAGAGAUCAACCCUCCUGUUCCUAUGAUACAAACACCACAGUAUCCAUGAUGAACAGAGCAGGUCACCCUGGGCUUCAGCCUUCACAGAGAGUGAUGGGAGCCCCCCCUGGUGGUAGUCUAUCAGCAAGUCUGUCUUCUCCUUCAGGGCCUCGUCCAAUGCCUGGUGACUUGGUUCAUAGAAGGCCUGGGCCUGGGUCUAGUCUUCCUCACUUACCUCAGGUUUACCCCACCAAUACAGACAGGGUCAGGAUGAGCGUUCACCAUAAGAGGUACCUAGCCUAUAACACAGCACACAAUUCCAACAACACCCAAACAAUGGCUCGAGGUCAAGGAGGGAGCUCAAAAACUCUUGCUUCUACCUCCUCUGGUGUCAUUGGGUCACAAUGUGGGAGGCCGAGCAUUAGGUCGGACGCCGACAAGCCGUAUGCCUGCCCCACAUGUGGGAAGCACUUUGCUGAGGCAAGGUAUGUGAAGCAGCACCAGACUGUUCACACCAAGGACAGCUUCAAUUGCAAAUUAUGUCACAAGAGCUUCUCCUUCCUGAGUAGCCUUAUCAGACAUAGGAGUGUCCACAAUGGGAAGAAAUCGUAGCAGUGUGUCUUGAGAUGUACAUUAGGUGAUAUCUGGGAAUCAUUCUUUAUCUGACAUAUUAUAGUUAUAAUGUUUUUAGUGUCUUGGGAUAAGAGGGUAAUUAACCACACCCCUUUAACUUUGAAUUAUUUAACAGGCUUGUGUUAAUAAAUGUUUUUUAGAGAGAUAGUAAACCUAUGCUAGAACAAGUAUAGUUCAAUAUUCUCUGGUCUGAUGAAACCAGGAUUGAACUGUUUGGCCUGAAUGCCAAGCGGCGCGUCUGGAGGAAACCUGGCACCAUCCCUACGGUGAAGCAUGGUGCUGGCAGAAUCAUGCUGUGGGGAUGUUUUUCAGUGGCAGAGACUGUGAGACUAGUGAGGAUCGAGGCAAAGUUGAACGGAGCAAAGUACAGAGAUCCUUGAUGAAAACCUGCUCCAGAGUGCUCAGGACCUCAGACUGGGGCGAAAAUUCACUUUCCAACAGGACAAUGACCCUAAGCACACAGCCAAGACAAUGCAGGAGUGGCUUCAGGACAAGUCUCUGAAUGUCCUUGAGUGGCCCGGCCAGACCCCGGACUUGAACCCGAUCGACCAUUUCUGGAGAGACCUGAAAAUAGCUGUGCAGCUACGCUCCCCAUCCAACCUGAUAGAGCUUGAGAAGAUCUGCAGAGAGGAAUGGGAGAAACUCUCCAAAUACAAGUGUGCCAAGCUUGUGGCAUUAUACCCAAGAAGACUCAAGGCUGAAAUCGCUGCCAAAGGUGCUUUAACAAAGUACUGAGUAAAGGGUCUGAAAACUUGUGUAAAUGUGAUAUUUCAGUUUGAUAUUUUUAAUAAACUAGCAAUAAUUUUUAAAAAAAA
Oncorhynchus nerka (sockeye salmon) is the source of this 2888-nucleotide messenger RNA. RefSeq lists its product as uncharacterized. Gene Ontology annotation, molecular function: DNA-binding transcription factor activity, RNA polymerase II-specific; RNA polymerase II cis-regulatory region sequence-specific DNA binding. The transcript has 7 exons. The record is from RefSeq and is a predicted model, not a curated record. Bases 229 to 2052 code for a protein of 607 amino acids. Gene Ontology annotation, biological process: regulation of transcription by RNA polymerase II. NCBI's taxonomy places the organism in Eukaryota, Metazoa, Chordata, Actinopteri, Salmoniformes, Salmonidae.